UUUUAUUUUCUUCAUGUCAAAGUAUCUCUUUCAAUCAUUCUACAUUGUUACAGUUUAUAUCGUAUUUAUAGCGAUUGUAUAGACAUUGGCGAAGCUGAUAUUAAAAAGAGACUUAUAAAACAGAAUAGAUCUUUGUAUAUAGAUGCUUUAUAUCGAAACAAUUCCUUACAUAUCAUCACUUUCUAUAAAAGUCUGUUUCUGUUUCAGACACCAUUUACAUUCAAGGGCGAGUCAUUUAUAUAUCCACAACUAAAUGUGACAUGUCCAUCUGAGCAGCCUUUCAUAAUGAAAACCGGUAAUCGGUCUAUUUGCGUUUCAUCAUGUGGACCUACAAGGGUGGCAGAUGGUAAAAUAUGUAUAAAAGUUGAAGAUUGUAAAAAGCCUGUGCUGUCUGAUGAAAAAUGCAUAGAAAUGUGUGAAGAAGGAUAUUUGUACGUCACGUUUGAUUAUGACCUCAUCAGUGACUGUGGUACUGAAUUAAAUGAAUGUUCAUAUUCAAAGAAAAAUAUCGGACAGAAAUUAUGUGAAAAGAAAACUUUUAUAAUUCUGAAGAUAGUCGGUUAUGUUAUGGUGAUCAUUCUAUAUAUUGUCUUUCUGUUGAUGUUCUUCUCGAACAGGGAGUUUCCAUGCAAUAAACUCACUUUGUGGUUUAAAGUCAGGAAUCACAUGACAAAAACAUCGUCAAGCGAGCUGCUGUGUAAUGAUGACGUCACAGAUGACGGAUUCUGUGAAAAUUAAGACAUCAUAGUCUAAACAUCAUUUCUGGUUCAUAACGGGGUUUUCAAUAUACAUUUAUAAUAAAUGAUUUUUAUCGAAGUUAGUGUCAUUGUCUUUAUAAAAGUAAUAAAUGACAAAUUACUUUAAAAAUAUAAAUCUUUUCGUAUGUAUAUAAUACAGUAAAUUGAAAAUACACUGGGUUUUAAAAUUUAAAUAUGAUGGAACAAGUAAAUGCCAUUUUACGCUCAACUACUAAGACCCGAAUUAGUAUCCUUAGUUACAUGUUAUCUGCUGAACUUGAGCGUUAUCCUUUUGAAAUUAAAAUUAUAUCCCGUAUAAUAAAACUUUAGAGUUAUC
This is a messenger RNA of Ruditapes philippinarum (Manila clam), 1074 nucleotides long. RefSeq lists its product as uncharacterized. The coding region runs from base 286 to 738 and encodes 150 amino acids. The transcript is spliced from 2 exons. The record is from RefSeq and is a predicted model, not a curated record. NCBI's taxonomy places the organism in Eukaryota, Metazoa, Mollusca, Bivalvia, Venerida, Veneridae.